CGCCGAUCCCGAAAUGGUUCCCAAUCUGGUUGCCCUCUUCUACUGCGGAACAAUCGUCGGCUGCGUUCUGCCACACAUCAAAGCGGACAGUAUUGUAAUGACCGGGAAACGGUACAGCAACAGUUCCUACUCGUGCUACGCGCGCCAUACACGCGACGGCCUGGAGUAUCACCUAACCUACAGCGUUUGCGUUAUGGUACCGGAAGUGAACGGAAUACAGGAAGGCCCAACCCCCAGUCAGUGCGUCCACUACGAGUGUUCGAUCACAAGCACCCAUUUGAUGGCUGACGAUGGUCAGCUGAGAUGCAAUCGCUCCGAAAACGCAGCCACACCAACCAUUCGCUUUGAUCCUCUGGACGCGCUCCCGGAACGGCCGUCGGUGCAGUCACGGUUCUUUCGAGAGCCAUCGUUUUCGCUUCCGGUGAACCAUCGGCGUGCGAAACGGGACUUCAAUUGGGUUACGUUUUUGGAAAAGUUCUCGUUCAUGGGUCGCCACCAGAGCACGGUCAGCAAAAACAACGAGGCGUACUUUCACUACAAUUUCAUGAACAAACCGUCGGGAGGUGGGCGGCCGACCGGGGAAGGUCCGAUUAUUACUACAACACCGCCACCACCGAUACAAACAACCGGAACGCCAGUUCCUUAGUUACUUCUUUUUCAAAUUUUCGCUUGUGAGUAGAGGUUUGUGAAAGUAUAAAGUAAUAUCCUUCCAUGCGAAGUUCUUGAUGUCCAUCUUAACACACUAUCAAAUGUUAAUAUCGUUAAGAUGAAGUAAAUGUGAACUUUGAAUUAAAUUUUAGCUAAUGAAACAAAUAGCAUCGCAUUGUUAGGCUGAAUCAUGCACCCAAAGUUUCGGCCU
This is a messenger RNA of Anopheles bellator, 859 nucleotides long. RefSeq lists its product as uncharacterized. The record is from RefSeq and is a predicted model, not a curated record. Lineage: Eukaryota; Metazoa; Arthropoda; Insecta; Diptera; Culicidae. Bases 14 to 646 code for a protein of 210 amino acids. The transcript is spliced from 2 exons.